AUGGUGCAGCCAGGACACGUACGGUGGGCACAGGCUGCUACACGGCCAUCCAGGCGCACCCGCGCCCUCCCCGCACACAAGGAACUCGCCUACCGCCAGCACGCCCACCUCCUCACCUCGAACGACGUCGUCCUCUUCCUCCGCCCGGGCGAGUUCGACGCACACGAGUGGAGCACCCUCCGAGCGCAGCUCAGCGCACUCUCCGCCAACCCCGCCGACGCAUCUGUCCCCCCGCUCAAACUCACCGUCCUCCGACCCGGUCUCCUCUCCCCUCUCGUCCGCGCCGCCCAGCCACGGGAUCCCAAAGCGAAGAAGCCGAAGCAUCAGCAACAGAGUGCGCAGCUGUCCGACGCGGCGCGCCAGGCUCUCGCUACCCUCGAUUUCUCACUCGUCAACGACGGCUCGCACACUUGCGGACCCAUCGCAGUCGUCACCUCUCCCUCCCUGCAUCCUCCAACACUCUCAAAAGUCCUCGCCCUCGUAAACAAGUUCUCCAAGACUCCCAGCCCGAACCAGCCCCCGCCAGGACCGAAGGAUCCCCCCCUCGAGCGACUGGCGAUCCUCUCGUCCCUCGUCGAGCGCCAGGCAGCGACUCUCGAACGCACAAAGGAGGUCGGCAAGUUGCCCAGCCUCGACACGCUGCGCGCGCAGCUCAUCGGAUUGCUCUCGGCGCCUGGGUCGAGGAUCACGGGCGUCGUCGGCGCGAGGGCGCAGGAAAUCGGUCGCGCACUCGAGGGCUUCAAGCUGGGUCUCGAGGAGCAGGGCAAGCCCAAGGCGGACGCAGAGGCGUCCGCGUGA
Molecule: messenger RNA, 798 nt
Organism: Rhodotorula toruloides NP11
Lineage: Eukaryota; Fungi; Basidiomycota; Microbotryomycetes; Sporidiobolales; Sporidiobolaceae
Product: 50S ribosomal protein L10
Exons: 1
Coding region: 1-798 (265 amino acids)
Biological process (GO): translation
Cellular component (GO): mitochondrial large ribosomal subunit
Molecular function (GO): structural constituent of ribosome
Source: RefSeq, a predicted model, not a curated record